CUAGUUGAAGGGGGGAGAAGGUCCACGGAGGAGCGGGGCAUGUUCAAACAUAUCCAGGCAGACCAGCCUACCAACAUCCACGGCGUGCUGUGCUGUCAUUGCGCACAGGUUGGAUUAAUACACAGGCUCUAUGAGAGUUUUUUGAAUUACUAUUAUUACUAAUUCCACAGCUCGAACCGAUAUGUUUUCCUGAGGUACACUCGACACCGGUACAGUAACAUAUGAGAUGUGUAUUUAAUGGAUUUAUCUUGAGACGCGCCGCUGCCGAAGACUUUGUAAGUUUCGGUUCUGUCUGGGAAAACUUGGGCUCAGCGUGGCCAUGUCUCUCCCUGUCAAAGUGAUGAGGGACGGACUGCUGGAGAAGCGCAGCAGCGGGCUCCUCCAGCUGUGGAAGAAGAAGCGCUGCGUGCUCACUGAGGAAGGACUGCGCCUGCACAACUGCAAAGGCGGCGGCGGUGGUGAUGCUCCGAGCUCGGCGUGGAGCUCCAAAGCCAAGGAGCUCCGCUUUGAUCGCAUGGCCACGGUGGACUGCGUGGAGUACAAGCGAGGGCUGGUGUACUUCACGGUGGUGAUGGCUACGGGGAAAGAGAUUGACUUUAGGUGUGCGCAGGAAGGCACGGCGUGGAACGCGGAGAUCGCUCUGGCACUGGUGCGCUACAAGAACCUGCAGGCCGUGCAAACGGGACGGAACAGGCACCUGUCCACUGCACACCUGGGCAGCACUGGGGAGGAUGAGGAGCUCUGACAUGGUACAGCCUUUACUUCUUGGGAGUGAACCAAUCGGAGUGGACAAGGGUACAGGACACCAGAUCCGUCGGCUCGAUUCUGUGGUGCACAGCAUGAUGGGAUGUACGGAACGGCCUUCAACGAAUAUGGAUUAAAGGACUGAGACCAAGUGUCACAGACACACUUCUUGUCUUCCUACACAAGCUUAUUCACGCUGUCAUAUAAAAAGCAUAGGAAUCUGAUAUACUCUAUAAGCAUGGAUGAUUUUUUUUCUGUGACCUCACUGUUCGAGGUCACUGUGGCAACCGCUGCGAAAGGAAAAGAUGGCGUUAUUUGGACAGAGAGGGAGGAGCUAGGACACUUUACCCGUUGUGCCUUAAUGUUUCAAAGAUAUUUUCUAUUUUGGACAUUAUUCCUGACAUUUUCUAGUCUUACUGAAACAGGAGUCACUUUGUUUCUUCAGUCUUGCUUUUGAUGGAAACACAUUGCUGUUUGACUGGUUUUGAAAACUUUUCUUAUAGACUGAACAGAUCAGCAUGUUUUUUCUAAAACUGAAGAUGAAGAAUAUCUAUUUUGCUCAUAUUCAUUGCACAUUGUAUUCUAUAUAUUUGCUGAAACCAUGUACAGUAUUAAAAAGAUCAAAUAAAUGUAUGUCAGUAAUCCUGAAGUGCUGACAUAUUUUUCUCUUGA
Molecule: messenger RNA, 1416 nt
Organism: Morone saxatilis (striped sea-bass)
Lineage: Eukaryota; Metazoa; Chordata; Actinopteri; Moronidae
Gene: phlda3
Product: pleckstrin homology-like domain, family A, member 3
Exons: 2
Coding region: 320-745 (141 amino acids)
Biological process (GO): positive regulation of apoptotic process
Molecular function (GO): phosphatidylinositol phosphate binding
Source: RefSeq, a predicted model, not a curated record